AUGAACAACAUCAAGAACACCAGCACCAGCGCCAUUCCCGCUGGUAGCAUCUCUCCCAUCAAAAACACCAUGGUCAACCGCAACGCGCUAUACCGGGCCGAGACCUCUCCGGUAGACGUGAACACGCCGUCCUCUGCAUCAAGCAAGUCUUUAUCAAGUGGCAGUGUGCUCUCUGAACCCAGCUCCACAACCACCCUUUUUGUCAAUGACAUCCUCUAUACUCGCCAGGAGCUGCGUGCCAUGGCUGAGGAGCUUGACCUUUCCCAACGCUCCGGCGAGUUCCCCAGCACCAAGUACUUGAAUGCCAACUCCAACGUCACUGUCGACGACUACAAGAAGCUCAUUGAGAUGCGCGGUACCCCUUCCAAGGCUGAGCGUGACGUCCUCUUUGUUGCCCUGACGCGUGACCUCCGGGAGCGUGACGAGGAGAUGGAUGAGAAGCUCGAGAGGCAGCGUGCGCUCAAGCAUGUCAACUCUUGCAUCAAGUCUGUCCAAGAAGAGCAACGUCUGUACCGUAUCAUGCAGACUGCGCUUACCCACAACACUCAUGCCGUCACCAAGUCCGACCUUCAGGAGCUUCUUGUGUCUAGCAUGGCCAACAAGCGAGAUCUUGCCGAAAUAGCAAGCAAGAAAGAUCUCUUGGAGAUUGCAAACAGACUGUCGGCAACUACCAGAAAUGACUUGUUUGACAUUGCACACAAAGACGACCUCUCGCAAAUCAGGUAUGACUUGUUGGCUGCUAUCAAGGACAAUUCGGCCCGUGACUUCGAACUUGUCGAGGCUCGUCUUGACUUGGUCAGCCGACAAAUCGAAGCUGUGAAUCAUAUCAGAGAGCAGCAAAUCGGAGCAUUGAGCAAACAGCUUCAAGAAAUGACAGCAAUUUUCACCUCUCUCCCUACCACCCUCACAGACAUCAUGCAGUCAGUGGUAGAGCAAAAGCAACUCGAACAGCAACAGCUCCUCCACCUUAAAACCAUCUCCAUCGCAGAAGUCUCAUCCCUUCCUGGCAUCUCAAUAGCAAAGCAUCAUCAUAUUGGCGAUUGCCAGCACGUCGACAACGUGCCAAAACGGCAAGGGAUUGUGUCAAAAUGGCAUAGGUCAGUCGGUCAGAGCCUCAAACGCGACAUUGGCAGGAUAUCACGGAGGAGAAACACAUCAGUCCAGAAAAACACUGCAGUCUCAUUAAAAUGAGAGUCAUACUGGGAGGCGGGUAACCCCA
This is a messenger RNA of Pyricularia oryzae 70-15, 1219 nucleotides long. RefSeq lists its product as uncharacterized. Lineage: Eukaryota; Fungi; Ascomycota; Sordariomycetes; Magnaporthales; Pyriculariaceae. The coding region runs from base 1 to 1191 and encodes 396 amino acids. The transcript has a single exon. The record is from RefSeq and is a predicted model, not a curated record.